Engraulis encrasicolus (European anchovy) is the source of this 1091-nucleotide messenger RNA. Its product is annotated as ankyrin repeat and SOCS box protein 13-like. Gene Ontology annotation, molecular function: protein binding. NCBI's taxonomy places the organism in Eukaryota, Metazoa, Chordata, Actinopteri, Clupeiformes, Engraulidae. Gene Ontology annotation, biological process: protein ubiquitination; positive regulation of protein catabolic process. The transcript has 6 exons. The coding region runs from base 37 to 888 and encodes 283 amino acids. The record is from RefSeq and is a predicted model, not a curated record.
UUUGCAGUGCGUUUGUGGUGAUAAAUAGCGUGAAGGAUGCCACAGAUGAAGUUAUCCGCGGCGCGAAGGUGCAUCAUUAUGGAUAUUGAUAUUUCGGCGGACAGUACCCCCAUGCAUGAGGCAGCCCACCGGGGGCGAGUGUUGGCGCUGAAGCAGCUGAUCGACAACGGAGACCCCGUCAACAUCGUCACGGUGGACAACGCCACGCCGCUCCAUGACGCGUGCAUACACGGCAAUCCACACUGCGUGCGCCUGUUGCUCCAAGCAGGCGCGCAGAUUGACGUGAGGAAUAUCCAUGGUAGCACGGCCCUGUGUCAUGCCUGUGCAGUAGGAAGUGUGGCUUGUGUGAUGCUGCUACUGGAAUACGGCGCGAAGAUCAACCCCACCCUCACCGCACUCACUGCCACACCCCUACACGAAGCUUGCAACAAAGGAAACUCUGAGUUGGUGCGACUCUUGAUUGGCAGGGGUGCUCAGUUAGAGACCUACGAUAUCCACACAGGCAGUCCGCUCCACACAGCCUGUGCCAAGGGGCACACAGAGUGCGCAUUUGAGCUGCUCAAUGCAGGAGCUGAUGUGACGGCCUCCAACUUCCAUACCACAGCCUUGCACCACGCUGCACGGUCCGGGUCAGCUGACCUCAUCGAGCUGCUCAUGGAGUUUGGAGGUGAUCUCUAUGCCAGCGACACCAAGAACAAGAGACCACUGGACUACACCGCCCCCAACUCCCCUGCACGCCUUACUCUGGCCCAAUACCUCAAUGCCCCUCUGUCUCUGCAGCAGUUAUGCAGGAUCCGAGUGAGGAGAACUUUGGGCACCAGAGCUCUGGAGGUCUUACCCCAGCUUGGCCUGUGUCGCCUCAUUUUGGACUAUCUGUGUUAUAAAUAACUUACGGAAAAUACAGAAAUACUUUAUUAUGUACACUUUAAAUAUACUUACACAUUUUUAUAAAAUGCUUUUUUUUUACAAAUAAAAUCCAAAAACACACUUCACCACAUCAUAUGCACACACAAAACACACACAUGCACACACAUGCUGUUAAUGAGCCCACUGUAAAUAAAUAUUUGCUGUGUUGAAUAUGUUUUCAUGUG